Molecule: messenger RNA, 426 nt
Organism: Syzygium oleosum
Lineage: Eukaryota; Viridiplantae; Streptophyta; Magnoliopsida; Myrtales; Myrtaceae
Product: pyridoxal 5'-phosphate synthase-like subunit PDX1.2
Exons: 1
Coding region: 1-426 (141 amino acids)
Biological process (GO): amino acid metabolic process; pyridoxine biosynthetic process; pyridoxal 5'-phosphate biosynthetic process
Molecular function (GO): amine-lyase activity
Source: RefSeq, a predicted model, not a curated record
AUGGAGGUGAGGAAUCUCCAAGAGGCCAUCCUUGCCGAAUCUGCCGGGGCAUGCUGUGUGCUCGUGGCAACUCAUUCUCCCGCUGGUGGCCGUUGUAUUCCGUUCAACGGGCUGAUCGAGGAAAUCAAGGGUCACCUCUCAAUCCCGGUGAUGGUGAGGACUCACGUCGGGCAUACUAAAGAGGCAGAGGCAUUGGUGUCGAUUGGCUGUCAGUUCCUCGACAAUAGCGAGCUCCUCAAAGUCGCCAACGAGGAUUACUUCCUCAACAAGCACGAGCUCGGGAUUCCUUGCUGUUGUGGUUGCCAAAACCUUGGUGAGGCACUAAAGAGGGUUGGGGAAGGUGCUGCGAUAAUUAGGAUACAGGGGGAGACAUCGAGGUCUGGGGAUAUUAGCAAGACGGUGAAGAAUAUGAGGUCAGUAUCGUAG